This is a messenger RNA of Dendronephthya gigantea, 1110 nucleotides long. RefSeq names its product probable caffeoyl-CoA O-methyltransferase 2. Lineage: Eukaryota; Metazoa; Cnidaria; Anthozoa; Malacalcyonacea; Nephtheidae. The transcript has 6 exons. The record is from RefSeq and is a predicted model, not a curated record. The coding region runs from base 89 to 817 and encodes 242 amino acids. Gene Ontology annotation, molecular function: S-adenosylmethionine-dependent methyltransferase activity; O-methyltransferase activity.
CAGGGGGAGAAGCAGAAAAUUUGGGUAUUUGGCACCAUAACCAUAACGAUUUUCCCCAGAAUCAACGAGCUAUAAAUUGCUGAUUGUGAUGGCUACCACAACGUCGUCGUCGUACAAUGAUAAGUUGGACGAUGUAUCAAAAUUUCUUUUUAAAUCGAGGAAAAAUGUGGACGGGUUUACGAAUCCAAUUGCGGCAUACGUUAUGAAAAAUUCCUUGACAGAACCAGACAUACUACGGAGACUAUACGAGAAAACAUCUGCUGAAACGCCCAGGAUAAGGAUGAUCUCCGAUGCGGAGCAGUGCCAAUUUUUGCGGUUAUUGCUUAAAUUGACAAAUGCAAAGAAAGCCAUAGAAAUAGGUGUAUUUACUGGCUAUAAUCUUCUUAGUGUCGCUAUGACAAUUCCAAAAGAUGGUAAAGUCAUUGGCUGCGAUGUUUCGAGAGAAUACUUUGAUGUUGGAAGACCUUUGAUAGAAGAAGCCGGGGUCAUGGACAAGAUUGAUUUAAGAAUUCAACCAGCUUUACAAACACUAGACGAACUAUUAGCAGCAGGUGAAGGUGGUACUUUUGAUUUCAUUUAUAUCGACGCCGAUAAAAUGAACUAUGAUAAUUAUUAUGAGAAAGGCUUGCAGUUGCUCCGAUCAGGAGGACUCAUUGCCAUUGACAAUGUUUUAUGGAAUGGUCGUGUGGUAAAGAAUGAGAAGGAUGAAGAGACAACCGUAAUCCAUAAUCUGAAUCAAAAGAUGCAUAAGGAUCCGCGAGUUGAUAACAGUCUUCUACCGAUUGGUGAUGGAUUAAACCUGGCAAUGAAGAUUUAAAAACAGUGCUAAUCUUGAUCUGCAUCGCACUUAGAUAAAUUAGGCUGCAUGGGUAAGAUACAGGGUGUCUAAAAAAAUCGAAAUUAACAGCUAGCCAAAUUAUUAUUAAUUAACACGCAAUUAUUCGGUUAUUUCUCGUCAUUAUGACAUGGAAAGACAUAUUUAGAAAGCUAAAUAGCUAUCUCCUCUUUUUUGUUAUGUCAAAAUUCAAUCGUUGGACUCAAUAUUUAAAUUUAUUACGGCAUGUUAAAGUGACUGUCUCCUGGAAACUCGUCUGAUGUGAAUUCGGUCAC